CCAUAAACCUAAAUAUGACUGACCGUUUUACGUGAUGACGUAGCACUGCGGCGCACACCGCACCACGAUCAACACAAACGCCGAUCGACUAAGAACAGCGAAGGACUCUCACAGCCGAACAACCAGCCACAGCCAGUUCAUGCCAUAAGAAGAUUCGGACACAUUUAACACUGUGAGAUGAUUGUGUGGCUUUAGUUUCCGUGUAACUGAUGUCGACGGAGCUGCAAUAAGCAAAGAGAUAUUCAUAAAAUACCCCCGGAUAGCCCCCGUAACUCGGGGUUGAAGAUCUCACCCCUAUUUCACCGCUGGGCAAGGAGCACUACAGUAAAAAUGGAGAAUCUGCACCCCCACUGCCUUAAAUGCAUCAACAGAAGAUGCAUGGUAAGACCAGAAACGGGUGUUUCCUGUGACCUCAUUGGCUGUCCUCUUGUCUGUGGGGCAGUUUUUCACUCAUGUAAACUAGAGGAACAUCGCCUGCUGUGUCCGUACGAACGCCUGCCAUGCCUAAACAGUGGGUUUGGCUGUCCCUUCACUAUUGCAAGGAUCAAGAUGGCACAGCACCUUGAGACUUGCCCGGCAAGUAUAGUAUGCUGCACUAUGGAGUGGAACCGCUGGCCAGUGAGCUAUGCUGAUCGCAAGUCCUAUGAAAACUUGAGCAAAGACUUUGAUGAGGUGGAGCAGCUAGACAUGGCUUUGGCGCUGCAGGAUCAGAGGAUGUUGUUAGAAUCCCUGAAGGUCACGACCACUGUGUCAAAGAACGGAGAUAAAGAAGCAGAUGAAAGUGACAAAAUGGCCACAGCAUCAAGUUUACCAGAGACAGUGUUAAGUAAUGGAACAGUGGAGAUGGAAGAUGAGCCCUAUACUGAAUUGUAUAGCACCUCAGUGAAGACAAGCAGAAAUUUAGCAGCAGCCUUUGACAUCCUCACUAAUUCCAAGGAAAUUGAGAUAAUUGUUGGAAAUCUAAAUGGGGAAAAGACUAAUAAGAAUGGAGCACUCCACAAUGGAGAAAAUGGUGAUAGUCAUAAUGUUUAUGUUGCUGAGGGAGGGAAGAACGUAGAUAUGCAAGAGAGUGACUCUGAUUCCGAGUGUGAGCUCGGAGCAGUAGGUGGAGUAGAUUGUGCAGUGGGCACAGAUGGAGAAGAAGAUGGUAUUGGUUGGGCAGAAGAAAAUGAUUUUGUAGAGUUGUUUUUUGAAGAAAAGGAAGAUAUUAUUGAGGAGCCAAUAAAUGAUUCCAACCUCGUCUGGCCGGAGAUGCCACAGAAUUACAUGCCUGUUGUAGCUCUGGGGCCUCCUGUGCCUCAGCAAGCACCACUUUCACCUCCAAUGCCAUUCCUGCUGUCUGAUCAUGUGAGAAAUAACUUCCUGCAACAUUUACCCACUGAACUCAGGUAUAGGUGCUUGGAACGUAAACUACAGAAUGUAGAAGUCCUUAGAGGUAUAAGUAUGUUUACAUUUAAUGGACGUCGGGCUCUGCUGUCAGACCCGUACUUGUUUCGAGCAAAGAUGGAGGACAAGGCAGUGGACACAUCUGACCUGGAGGUGGCUGAUGACCCCAUGGGCCUCCAUGGCAUUGAUCUCAUCACUGCAGCUUUGCUCUUCUGCCUCGGCGAUUCUCCAGGAGGCAGGGGGAUCUCAGACAGCAGGUUUGUUGAUGGCUACCACAUUGACUUUGGUACUCAGACGUUCUCCUUCCCUUCAGCUAUUCUUGCAACCAACACCAUGGUGGGAGACAUCGCUUCAGCCUCGGCCUGUGAUCAUGCCAGCCCACAGCUGUCUAAUCCCAGCCCCUUCCACACUCUCAGGCUGGACCUGGUGCUAGAAUGUGUGGCUCGAUACCAAACCAAACAGCGCUCCAUGUUCACUUUUGUGUGUGGGCAGUUGUUCCGGCGGGAUGAGUUUUCGUCUCAUUUCAAAAACGUUCACGGGGAUAUCCACGCUGGACUUAAUGGCUGGAUGGAGCAACGCUGCCCCUUGGCCUACUACGGAUGCACAUAUUCCCAAAGACGGUUCUGCCCCUCUGUACAGGGCUUCCGAAUCAUCCACGACAGGCACCUCGGCUCUUUCGGGGUUCAGCCUGGUCUACCUUUAAAAAAUGGGGACAACUUCCCAAGAAACACCCGCCACUUUGGCUCUAAGUGCGAUCAAUUCAGCAGUCUUCCAUUUGAGGUGUUGCAAUAUGUAGCAAGCUUCCUGGACAGCUUCAGCCUGUGCCAACUAUCCAGAGUGUCCCGCACCAUGAGGGAUGUGUGUGCCAGUCUGCUCCAGAUGCGCGGCAUGGUCGUCCUGCUGUGGGAGAAGAAACGGCGUGCUGAUGGGUCUCCUUCAUGGCAGAUCACAGACAAGGUGUGGCGAUUCAGCACAGCCUUCGGUACAGUGAAUGAAUGGAAGUUUGCCAAUAUCGCCAGCAUGGCAGACCACCUCAAGAAGUGCAAGUUCAACACAAUUUCUCGCCGGGAGGAGGCCAUCCCCCUGCCGUGCAUGUGUUUCACCAGAGAGCUCACGAAAGAGGGAAGGUGUUUACGUUCAGUUCUCAAACCAGUAGCAUAAGCGAUGACGCCACUUUUUGGACACUUCUGAGACCAUCAGAACUCAAAUACACGUGUAUUUUCCUCCAGUGUUUACAGACAUUAGUCUUUUCCAGCCCCAGAAAGAUAAAACACUCCUGGUUGGAUGUUAUGAACUGUUGGUUAUUCUUUCCUCACUCCCAUGAAUAAGACAAAGCCAGUAGCGGGCUGAUAAAUAUCUCAGCAGAAGCUGAUGUACUGCAGAUCACAGACUGUUAACAAGCAAAUUUAAUUGCUAGCCUUGUAUCCUACACUCAGACAGAUUUAUUAAAAUCACUGUACUGAAGUUCUACCAUUAUCUACUCUGACAUUGUGUAAAUAAUCAGAUGUUUUGAUGUAGAUUUUUUUUAUUUUUAUAUCAAGUCAGUACUGUGCUACAUUGGAGGCAAGAGUAGCCUUAACUUGUGAUACACUUGAUUUUCUAGUCAUGAGGUCGUUCAGAACAUCUCAGUGAGAUUUCUCAACCACUUCUAGCUGGAACAGUUUACUGGUAUCUUGCACGGUUUUAUAUCCUGAUACCUAGAGUGACCAUGUAUGUGUACUGCUUUAGAGCUUGUAGAUUUCACAGCUUUAAUUCUACAUUUUAAGACUGACCAAACAUCUGUGGUAGCUCUGCACAAUGUAUGCCAUUGUACAGGAUAAUCAAACUGUAUCACUGUGGGUGUUGAUUUCUGUUCACCAGCAUAAGCACGUCACCACCAUCGUGUUUGGUGUUUAGAUGUAGCGUGUUUUGUGGUUUGGCAUGUUGGCGCUGGAUUUAUGGCAGUAACAAAGGUGGUCCAUCUUCUAUUCUUCUCUCACUUCUGACUAAUGGGCUGGCAUCGUUAGUCAGGAUGAGAUAUAAUAUAACACUAUUCACCAGCCAAGUGGCAGUACAUUUUUAGCUGUGGCUUGUGGUUUGCCUUUCCUACCAGCUACUUUGAUAGAGUAACCAGCAAUUGUGGUUUCGUUUUCUCCAAAAAUAUAAAUGUAGCAAGUGAAAUAAUGAAUGUACUCAGUGAAUAUAAGACUCCAUCAGUGACUGUUGGUAGUGAGCAGGAAGCUUUGUUUCCUUCCCUCAGUGUCAGACCUCACGAAACCCUGCAGGCCAGGUGUUAACAGCUACAGCGGGCACACACUUCCCUCCAGUAACAAGCAUCACUAAUUAUGUUCACGUUCAUUAUUUAUCAUGUUUGUAUGUUUUUUUGGCACUACAUGUUCACUGUGUUCAAAUGUUUGGUGUCUCAGGGUUGAGAGCAUGAAGCUUUGUCUCGCAGUAGAUUGUAUGUGUGUGUGUGUGUGUGUAGUCAACAAAAUGGCUCAGAAUAAUACGACAAUGACUCGUCAGCUGCUUGAUUAUUGUGGGGUCUUAGAAACUGACUGGUGUACCACUCAGUAUUAAUAUAAUAACAGUGUGUGUUGCAGUGCUGAACUAACAAAUUACAUGUUUUUGUGUUUGUCAUCCAUCAGCGUUGUGUUUAUAAUUGAGUAACUGAAAUAGUCAGCUAAAAAUGCUGUUUGAAUGUUCUUUUAAAACGGAGUGAUCUGGCUUGUUUGGAUUAAGUAAUUAGUUCUAACUAAACAUGGACAUGACAUAUUUUGUUCCCUUGUAUGAGAAAAUAGCCUACAAAUUGGUUGGAAAUGUCACAAAAAAGUAACUGAUUACUGGUAAGAAGAAUAUUCCUUUAAGAAAAUUGUGUGCUUUUUUUGUUUUUGUUUUCUAUUUUUGAAGUUUGAUGUAAAGCCCAAGCAAUGUUUGAACUAAAGCUGUCUUUUUAUUCUAAUCUGUCCCAAUCUGUUUGGUUUAUUUCUUGUUUUUUUGUACUGGUACUUUUAUUUGGAAAAGAGAAAGAAUCUGCCUCUGUAAUGUCUAGAUUUGUAUUUGAAUUAUUGAUUUGCACAUGAAGGCAUGUACUGUAAAUUUUAAAUCAUGAUGCUGAGGACUUUUUCUUUGCUCAUGUAGCAGGAAUUUUACUCCCUUGUGUUCUGCAUGUGAGCUUUGAUGUCUUUGGAAAAUGUAUCGGUCAGUCCAGUUGCAGACUCAUUUAUACAGUGGAUUUCUCAGGCACAGUGCAUCAGUUUAGUACAUUUUCAUAUGAGCUGUUACAUUUUUUAAAAGGCAAUCUUCUGUUAUGAUAGUUUCAUCCAGAUCUGAUAGCAUGCCUCAUUUCUGGGGUUUUAACCUUUUUAAAUUGAUGAAGUGGAAUGGGGGACCUGAGCAAUAAAUUAGUCUUUUUGCUCCACUGAGGUUCAUUCAUCUUUCAGACAAAUGUAUUUCAUCUACAGCACACUCUUUGUUUUUUAGCAAUGCAGACAAGUCUUUGCAGGCACCUGGAGUGUUAUCGACAUUUUCAUCAUAAGUUUAAGUUUUGUUUUCACUCCUGCUGAAGUGUGUUUUUUCACAAUAUGCCAGCUUCAUUUGUUUGACUUUUGAAGCAUUUUAAUAAAGAGGCUCUUGGUUUUUAAA
Molecule: messenger RNA, 5010 nt
Organism: Lates calcarifer (barramundi perch)
Lineage: Eukaryota; Metazoa; Chordata; Actinopteri; Centropomidae
Gene: fbxo30a
Product: F-box protein 30a
Exons: 3
Coding region: 331-2547 (738 amino acids)
Molecular function (GO): zinc ion binding; protein binding; ubiquitin protein ligase activity
Source: RefSeq, a predicted model, not a curated record